Messenger RNA from Nematolebias whitei (Rio pearlfish), 1028 nucleotides. Its product is annotated as F-box only protein 3. The record is from RefSeq and is a predicted model, not a curated record. NCBI's taxonomy places the organism in Eukaryota, Metazoa, Chordata, Actinopteri, Cyprinodontiformes, Rivulidae.
GCUCCAGUUUCUUGGACUGGUUCUCCAGCUACGUGAACAACGUGGUCACAGGAGAGUAUCCCAUCAUCAAAGACCAAAUCUUCAGGUACGAGCACGAGAAAGGCUGCACGGCCACCACGGGUGACAUCACCGUUUCUGUUUCUACCUCCUUCCUUCCGGAGCUGUCGUCCGUCCACCCGCCUCACUUCUUCUUCACCUACCGGAUCAGGAUAGAAAUGUCCCGCAGCGCCUCGCCUGAAGCCGCCUGUCAGCUCGACAGCCGCUACUGGAAGAUCACCACGUCCGACGGCAACGUGGAGGAGGUUCAGGGUCCGGGCGUGGUCGGAGAGUUUCCAGUGAUGACGCCCGGGAAGGUGCACGAGUACGCCAGCUGCACCACCUUCUCCACCCCGUCGGAGUACAUGGAGGGUCACUACACCUUCCACAGGCUCGCCAACAAGGAAGACGUGUUCCAGGUGGCCAUUCCUCGCUUCCACAUGGUGUGUCCUCCGUACAGAGAGCCGCAGACUGCAACGAAAGCUUCAACCAGCGACACGGCGCACUUCCACGACCAGGACGACGGUGACUUCUGCCACCGAGACGACGACGAAGAAGACCGAGACGACUUCGGCGGCCUGAGGAUCAUCAACAGGGUUGCUCUGGAGGGGUCGUGCUGUCCUGGCUUCACUUGACCUCUGACCUGCCUUCAGUCAGGGGGGCAGCCUGCAAAGGAUCAUGGGACGGCAGCAGCAACAAAGAGCCACACGUGAACUGAAUCUCUUGAACUUCCAGUUGCCAAACUAAACCCGAGUGCGGAGUAUUUUUAAGAAAUGUUACUUUUGACACAGAACGUCGGUAAAUUCAGGUAAGACGGACCAGAUGGUGGCUGUUUACUUCGUUACACGUAGAAAAAGCUGAUUUAUUUGGACUUUAAAACUUUUUUUUGGGGGGGGGGGCUGCAGAAAUGAAACACUACUGAUAAACAAACUGUAGUUUUUACAGCUGCAGCAGGAUGUGAUGUAGGUUUUAAAGUGAGAAAAAGUCCAAAA